This is a messenger RNA of Chlorocebus sabaeus (green monkey), 5080 nucleotides long. Lineage: Eukaryota; Metazoa; Chordata; Mammalia; Primates; Cercopithecidae. The record is from RefSeq and is a predicted model, not a curated record.
GCUGGGGCGGGGUAGGGAGGAAGCCAGCUGCUGGUGGCCCCUGUGAUGUGAGGCUGCCACAUGGUUCCCAGGGGCGGGGGUUGGAAGGCGAGGAGCAGCGAUUGUUGGAGACACACGCCGGGGCACACGCAGGCCUGGAGGCUCAGAAAUGCACUCGUGCACGCCCAGGGUUAGACCUCCCUGCUCACCUAGCCCUCGUGCCCAGGGAUCCCCAGUACCACACAAACUCAGGCAGACAUGAGGCCAGACACACAGUCGCACUGGCUUCAUGCCCAUGGGCACGUGUGCACACAAACACACACACAGACACACUCACACAACCACACGGAGAACUCACAAUAGCAGCCAGAGAUGUGCACCAUCUAGCUCUCAGUCACACAAAGCAAAAGGUACAAGCAGAUCUACACACGUGCACACACCACACACGCACACAAGGUACCAGACACAGGCAUGCACAGACACAGAGGCACUCACUACACACGCGUGCUCACGCAAAUGCCCACUCAGACUCGGACAGACAGACAAACACACUCAGCCACGUCCCAGAGCCACAGGGAGCCCAAGUGUGCGCCCUCUACUGCAGGCUGGGGCUCUUGGCCUCGGGCUGCCCUGGGAAGGUGGCUGUGGCCACUUCCUCUUCCCGCACCCUGCGGUGAGGAUGAAAGGCUCCCUGGUGGAGUAGGAAAGAAAGGCCUGUGACUGUCCUGGGCUCCACCCAGGUGGGAUGGGGCAGGGCAGAGAGCCCAGGGGUCUGAGGCUGCGGAAGGGAGUGGACAGUGAGCGGCUGGGCUCUGGGAGGCCUUUGUCACGGCACAGGGUGCCGCCAGGUCCCCCACGUUGAGCACCUGCUCAGCCCCGCCCCAUCCUACCCUGCGGCACCUCUGGCCUAUUCCAGAGCUGGAAGGGAAGUCAGGAGCCCCGUGAGACACUGCUGAGUGACCUUGGGCAAGUCACUCCUCAGCCCCUCUGGGCCUGGCUUUCAACAUCGAUACCAGCGGCUUGCAAAUGUUUUUGACUGCCACCCACAGUAAGAAAUACAUUGCACCUUGCCACCAGAUGAGGAUGCAGAUACUGACACACACAGGCAACCGGAAAAAUGUUUCAUGGAGCGAUCCUCGCCCUGGCUCUGGGCGAUGCCAGGCUCCAGUAUAUAAAUCAGGCAAAUUCCCCAUUUGAGCAUGAACCUCUGAAAACUGCCGGCAUCUGAGGUUUCCUCCAAGGCCCUCUGAAGUGCAGCCCAUAAUGAAGGUCUUGGCGGCAGGAGUUGUGCCCCUGCUGCUGGUUCUGCACUGGAAACAUGGGGCAGGGAGCCCCCUCCCCAUCACCCCUGUCAACGCCACCUGUGCCAUACGCCACCCAUGUCACAACAACCUCAUGAACCAGAUCAGGAGCCAACUGGCACAGCUCAAUGGCAGUGCCAAUGCCCUCUUUAUUCUCUAUUACACAGCCCAGGGGGAGCCGUUCCCCAACAACCUGGACAAGCUGUGCGGCCCCAACGUGACGGACUUCCCGCCCUUCCACGCCAACGGCACGGAGAAGGCCAAGCUGGUGGAGCUGUACCGCAUCGUCGUGUACCUUGGCACCUCCCUGGGCAACAUCACCCGGGACCAGAAGAUCCUCAACCCCAGUGCCCUCAGCCUCCAUAGCAAGCUCAACGCCACUGCCGACAUCCUGCGAGGCCUCCUUAGCAACGUGCUGUGCCGCCUGUGCAGCAAGUACCACGUGGGCCAUGUGGACGUGACCUAUGGCCCUGACACCUCGGGUAAGGACGUCUUCCAGAAGAAGAAGCUGGGCUGUCAACUCCUGGGGAAGUAUAAGGAGACCAUCGCCGUGUUGGCCCAGGCCUUCUAGCAAGAGGUCUUGAAGCAUGCUGUGAACCAAAGGAUCUCAGGAGUGAGGUCCAGAUGUGGGGGCCUGUCCUAGAGUGGCUGGGGCCCAGGGCAUGGCUAAACCCAAAUGGGGGCUGCUGGCAGACCCCGAGGGUGCCUGGCCAGUCCACUCCCCUCUGGGCUGGGCUGUGAUGAAGCUGAGCAGAGUGGAAACUUCCAUAGGGAGGGAGCUAGAAGAAGGUGCCCCUUCCUCUGGGAGAUUGUGGACUGGGGAGCGUGGGCUGGACUUCUGCCUCCACUUGUCCCUUUGGCUUCUUGCUCACUUUGUGCAGUGGGCAAACUACACAGUCAUCUACAACAGCCCUGACCACAGCGAGACAGCAGGGCCCCAGGGAGUGGACCAGCCCCUGGCAAAUGAUCACCAUCUGUGCCUUUGCUGCCCCUUAGGUUGGGACUCAGGUGGGCCAGAGGGGCUAGGGUCCCAAAGGACUCCUUGUCCCCUAGAAGUUUGAUGAAUGGAAGAUAGAGAGGGGCCUCUGGGAUGGGAGGCUGUCUUCUUUUGAGGAUGAUCAGAGAACUUGGGCAUAGGAACAGUCAGGCAGAAGUUUCCAGAAGGAGGUCACUUGGCAUUCAGGCUCUUGGGGAGGCAAAGAAGCCACCUUCAGGCCUGGGAAGUAAGACGCUGGGAGGAGGAGAGGCCCCAAAAGCUUUGGUGGGUUCUUCCUUCUCUUCCUCGUGAUGUUCCUUACAGCCUGGGAUGGCCAGGAUCUGGUGGCUGAACCUGCAGCAGGGGUUUGUGGAGGUGGGUAGGGCAGGGGCAGGUUGCUAAGUCAGGUGCAGAGGUUCUGAAGGACCCAGGGUCUUCCUCUGGGUAAGAGUCUGUAAGGAGGGGCUAGGGUAGCUCACAGUAGCAGCUCACAUCUGAGGCCCUGGGAGGCCUUGUGAGGUCACACAGAGGUACUUGAGGGGGACCAGAGGCCUUCUCUGGUCCCCAGGGCAAAGGGACAGCAGAACUUGAGGUCAGGGUCUUAGGGAACCCUGAGCUUCAAGCGUGCUGUGCGUCUGACCCGGAAUGAUUUCUAUUUAUUAUGAUAUCCUAUUUAUAUUAACUUAUUGGUGCUUUCAGUGGCAAAGUUAAUUCCCCUUUCCCUGGUCCCCACUCAGCAAAAUAUGAUGAUGGCUCCCGACACAAGUGCCAGGGCCAGGGCUUAGCAGGGCCUGGUCUGAAAGUCGACAAUGUUACAAGUGGAAUAAGCCUUAUAGGUGAAGCUCAGAGAAGGGUCGGAUCUGAGAGAAUGGGGAGGCCUGAGUGGGAGUGCGGGGCCUGGCUCCACCCCCAUCCCCUAUUGUGACUUGCUUUGGGGUGUCAGGGUCCAGGCUGCAGGGGCUGGGCCAAUUUGUGGAGAGGCCGGGUGCCUUUCUGUCUUGGUUCCAGGGGGCUGGUUCACACUGUUCUCGGGCGCCCCAGCAUUGUGUUGUGAGGAGCACUGCUCCUGGUUGAAACUGUGCCCCCUGGAGCAGUGGGCAAGGCAGUCCUUGUGGCCCAGCCUGUCCCUGUGUCUGUGUCCCCGUGUUGCCUCUGAAAUAGUGCCCUGGAACCAUCCUGCCCCAGCACCCAGCGUGCUCCCGCACAGCAGGGAAGCUCCUCCGGUGGCCCGGACACCCAUAGAGGGUGGGGGGGCCUGGCUGGGCCAGACCCCAGGAAGGUGGGGGAGACUGGGGGGAUCAGCUGCCCACUGCUCCCAAGAGGAGGAGAGGGAGGCUGCAGACGCCUGGGACUCAGACCAGGAAGCUGUGGGCCCUCCUGCCCCACCCCCAUCCCACUCCCACCCAUGUCUGGGCUCCCAGGCAGGGAACCCGAUCUCUUUCUUUGUGCUGGGGCCAGGCAAGUGGAGAAACGCCCUCCAGUCUGAGAGCAGGGGAGGGAGGGAGGCAGCCGAAUCGGGGCAGCUGCUCAGAGCAGUGUUCUGGCUUCUUCUCAAACCCUGAGUGGGCUGCCGGCCUCCAAGUUCCUCUGACAAGAUGAUGGUACUAAUUAUGGUACUUUUCACUCACUUUGCACCUUUCCCUGUCGCUCUCUAAGCACUUUACCUGGGUGGCGCAUGGGCAGCGUGCAGGCAGGUCCUGAGGCCUGGGGUUGCGGUGGAGGGUGCGGCCGGGAGUUGUCCAUCUGUCCGUCCCAACAGCAAGAUGAGGAUGUGGUUGUUGAGAUUUUGGCCACACUCACCCUUGUCUAGGAUGCAGGGGCUGCCUUCCCCUUCUUGCUCCAUCUGGCUUAGCUUGGGGCAGGCUGCACUCCCCCAAGAUGGACUUCAAGAAAGACAAAUUUGCCUGGAAACCAGAGUUGCUGAUUCCACCCGGUGCGCCCGGCUGACUCACCCAUCACCUCAUCUCCCUGUGGACUUGGGUGCUCUGUACCGAGACCACCUGGCGGCCCUGGUGGCCCUGGCUCUGAGUCACUCUCCUGCCCAGCCUGGACUCGGACCCAUAGUACCCAUCCUCAGUGCUCCCUCCAGAUCCCAUCUGGCAGCUCGGCGUCCACUCUGCACAGCAUCACUGAAUCACGGAGCCUUUGCGUGAAACAGCUCUGCCGGACCAGGAGCUGAGUUCCUCUUCCCUUUUUAUCUGCUGGUGUGGAUCACACCUGGGCCUGGCCAGAGGAAGAGAGAGGGGACAGUCAUUUUGUAGUUUACCAAGAGAGACGUCUCCAGCUCUGGGCCCUUAUUUAUUAUUUAAACAUUUUUUUAAAAAGCACUGCUAGUUUACUUGUCUCUCCUCCCCAUCGUCCCCAUCGUUCUCCUUGUCCCUGACUUGGGGCACUUCCACCCUGAGCCAGCCAGCCCAGCUCUGCCUUGACGGCUCUCCAGAGUAGACAUAGUGUGUGGGGUUGGAGCUCUGGCACCCGGGGAGGUAGCGUUUCCCUGCAGAUGGUACAGAUGUUCCUGCCUUAGAAUCAUCUCUAGUUCCUCACCCCAAUCCCGGCAUCCAGCCUUCAGUCUCGCCCACGUGCUAGCUCCGUGGGCCCACCGUGCGGCCUUAGAGGUUUCCCUCCUUCCUUUCCACUGUAAAGCACUUGGCCUUGGGUGACAAAUUCCUCUUUGAUGAAUGUACCCUGUGGGGAUGUUUCAUACUGACAGAUUAUUUUUAUUUAUUCAAUGUCAUAUUUAAAAUAUUUAUUUUUUAUACCAAAUGAAUACUUUUUUUUUUUAAGAAAAAAAGAUAAAUGAAUAAAGAAUCUACUCUUGGUUGGC